UAAGAAGGUGUUUAUCCUUCCCAGUUUUGUAGCCAGAAACCUGGGCCACAGGAACUUGCAAUCAGCUCUGUCUGUGUUUUAUCCUUCUGCCAGAAGACACUGGUGUGAAAUACAGGCUACUGGAACUAACCUUCCAGACCUCUCCACAUCCUGCCAUGGCUAUCAAAUUGCUAGCAAGUCUCAGAUCAGAGAGGCUGGAGUGUGAGAAAGUAAGCUUCUGAGGGUGCUUCCAGGAGGAAAAACAGAGCUUACCAAUUCAGAGAAUACCAACAUGUUAUUGCUGGAGGCAAGAGAGAUACAGUGAUCUAACAAUCCUUGAGCCCAGAAGAAAAGCCAGCUUUAACACAGAACAACUAAAUUUUAGGAUGGCCUGGGACUCCUUGUGCAGCCAGGACUUACGGCGGCCUAGGAUAAGAAGUGCCUCCAGCUGGCCGUCUGGCAGUGGGAGCAGCACUGGGACACCAUCCCUGGAGGAGCUGCGGCGCCUGCUCUGCACACGCACACACCCCACAGGGCAUGUGGAUGAAGUCUGGCCAAACCUUUAUGUGGGAGACCUGUAUGUUGCUCGUGAUAAGGCACAGCUGAGCCGCAUGGGCAUCUCACACGUUGUGAAUGCCGCUGCCGGGAGAUUUCGCAUCAACACCGGGCCCAAGUUCUACAGUGACUUGCCUGUGGAUUACUACGGAGUAGAAGCAGAGGACAACCCAAACUUUGAUCUCAGCAUUCACUUCUAUCCAGUUGCUCAGUACAUCAGAGCAGCACUGAAUUCCCCAAGAGGCAAAGUACUGGUUCACUGUGCAAUGGGAAUCAGUCGAUCUGCAACUCUUGUCCUCGCUUUCUUAAUGAUCUGUGAAGGUAUGUCCCUCACUGCUGCCAUUCACACUGUGCGCUCCCACAGAGGGAUCUGCCCCAACUCCGGCUUCCUCCAGCAGCUUCGGGAGUUGGACCUCAAGUUAGGAAGGAGCACAGGCAGAGGAGCAGAGGCCUGCUAGUGCCAAGAAGCUUUGUCUCCUGGUGCCAGCCCAAGAGAUGCUGCCCUCACUGAAGAGUGCAAGGAUGCUGUCUGGACUGCUCUGUAGCUGUAUGGUGAAACUGGGGAAAGGCUGAGCGUGAGCAAACUGUUAGGAACUGUUAGGCAUGUAUUUUUUGCAUAAGCCCACUAACUGGAAAGAAAAUGAAAUAAAGAAGGAUUCAAACUGGCAGUUUUGCUCACCUGGGCCUGUUUAUUUAACUACCUGUUGGGCAGGGCAUAGGGAGCAGUUGGAUUUUUCAUGUAGAAUUAAAAGGCAACAUAGU
Messenger RNA from Cyanistes caeruleus (blue tit), 1296 nucleotides. Lineage: Eukaryota; Metazoa; Chordata; Aves; Passeriformes; Paridae. The record is from RefSeq and is a predicted model, not a curated record.